AUGAUAAAAGCUUAUCGACUUUUUUGCAACAAUCGGAUUCCGGAGGCUGAAGAAAUUUGUUCGCAGCUGUUGCGCCAAAAUCCACUCGACCAGGUAGACACUUAAGAGGACAGCCGUUGGCUGGCAGCUGUGCUCCGUUGAGAAAUAGAUCAUUCCUCGGGAACUCGGCACAAUUUCAGUGUAAAGCAUGGCGCUUUGGAUGACUGCGUUGUCCGGAUUCUUUCAAGAUCUGAUUGCUGAAAAGCACCAGUAAUUUUUUUUGGUGAAAAAGGAGAAAAACUAAUUUCCUCCUUGUGGGUUCAAAAAAACAGCCCUAAUGGGUGUUCAGGCCUCCUGGUCCCUACCGGACUUUUGUUUUUUUUUAAAGGUUUGAGAACUGAUAAGCUGUUUUUUUCGGUGAGAGGGUAUGAAAAAUGAGAUCUACGAAGUAGUUUUACGUAGAGGUUUCUCACAUUUUCCUUUUUCCAUCGCUAUUUUUUUAUACAAAAGUUAAUCGUAAGAUCAAACGGAAAAGAAGUUUUCGAACCUAGUUUUUAUGGUAAUUUACCUUUUUCUCAUUUUUUUUUUCUAAAAUAAGUUAGGCUGAGGCAUAGUGAACUUUUUCUGCAUUUGAUUUUGAACUUGACCUUUUUCAGGCGGCAUGGGCUCUCAAGCUUUCCUGCCUAACUGAAACGACUUUUGUGGAUGAACUUGAGAACGAAGACGUUGGCAUAGCAGAGACUUUUUUGGAGCAGAAUGUCAUUGCUCCAAACGCGAGACCUGGAACUUCGUUUCAAAGACCGAUGACGUCUUCGAAAGGAGUUAACCCCAUAUUACGGUAUCUCGUUGAUUUAUUUUCGAUUAGUAGUAAGCUUUCAGACCCACGACAACAGCCGGACGUCCUCUCUCCGGCGUCGUGCGGCCUCAGACUUCUUUCAAAUCUGGAUCGAUGGACCAGGCGGUCAGGACAGCCAGAACCGCUAAAACAGGCCGUGCCGUCAGCAGCUCUUCUGCUCGUAACGUUCGUCUCGGAACGGUACGUAUAUACUGGCUUUUUGAUGGAUUAUCUCAACGGCAAUUUCGAAUCGAAAAUAACUAUAAUGGAAGAACUGAUUUUAAGCAGCAUGAAAAAACGUUUUUCACAGGAAUUUCUGGACAAAAAAGCGAUUUUCAAGCGCCAUACGCUCAUUUUUUUUUAAAUUCUACUUUUCGCAUUUUUAAAAAAUUCUAAGUAUAUUUUGGUGUAAAAAAUUUCAAAUUCGCUUUGAAAUUUUGAUCAAAAUGUAUAAAAUAAGGCGUCGAUGGCAUCUGGGUUUGAUGGACAAUUCGUUAACCUGGCUCGUUUGAACAUCGACAAAUAUGCUGCUGAUCCUCAAGUUCGUGUUUGCUCAUUCGCCAUAGUGUCUAGGGUUUUUUUCAGGUUAAUCGUCAGUUGUUUGAAUACGUCUUUUACCAUGAAAAUGACAUAAAAGUUGCACAUCAGGUAAAAAUUUCGUUCCCGAAACGUGUUAUGGUUUUCUUUUUACUCUAGAUAGCUGGAACGGCUACUAAAGCUGCGAACUUUAAAGACUGGUACUGGAAAAAUCAACUAUCCAAAUGCUAUUUGAGGUUGGAAAAUGUUGAAUAAAGAUGAAAGAAUCCUGUUACAGACUGGGAAUGUUGGCAGACGCCGAAAAACAACUUCUCUCCUCCCUCAAUCAUCAUAAGCUUGUAGAGAGUUACGCUUUCCUGGCCAAGGUGGCUUUGAAAUAAAAUUGAAGAAAAACUUUUGUUUUGAGAUUUACAACAGGAUGGACCAACCGAUGGCCGCUUUGAAGAUCUAUAACGAAGGUGUCUCGUAUUUUGAGCAUGACGUCACUCUUCUUACGGGAAUGGCUAGGACCCGAGAAGUCUAAAUGAGUUCUUUUAUCACCGGCUUGAACAAAAACGUUUAGCUCCUGGGCGAAUACGAGCUUUCAGUAGGAAUCUACAAGCGAGUUCUCAACGUUCAGGCGAACAACAUUGAGGCGAUUGCUUGUGUUGCAACUACAUAUUUCUACGACAACAAGCCAGAAGUCGCUUUAAGAUACUAUAGGUAUUUCUUCAGUGACCUUCCGCAUCCCGAAAAUGGUCAAUUUCGCGUUAUCAAAAGAUAUCAAACUUUGAAAAUAGAAGAUUUGUACUUUGAAAAUAGAAGCUUUGCAUAGAAGGUUUUUUUUAAUAUGAAAUAUUCUGAAAAGUAAAAAAAAAAGAAGUCCAAACUUUCUUUUCUUUUCCAGACGGAUCUUGCAAAUGGGUGCUGCCUCCUCCGAGCUGUUCAUGAACAUUGGUCUGUGUUGCCUCGCCUGUCAGCAGUUCGAUUUCGCCUUGUCUUCCGUCACCAGGUUUUUCUGAAGCGGAAACCUUAACAGACUGGUUUCAGAGCCCAGGCGACAAUGACCGACGACGUCGCUGCAGAUGUGUGGUACAACACCGGCGACGUGAUGCUGGGUAUUGGCGACACAAAGUUCGCCGCAAGAUGUUUCCGAAUGGCCUUGGCAGCCAACGCCGAUUACGGCGAGGCGAUGGUCAACCUCGGGAUUCUGAAGCAUCGCGAAGGCAAAAUAGGAGAGGCACGGUCUCUUUACCAGGCCGCCGUCGCCAAGGCGCCACAUCUUUUUGAGGCUCAUUUCAAUCUAGCUCUCAUUUCUUACAAGGUUAGCGAUAGGGGAAAAUUUCAUUUUUUUUUUCCAACUAAAGUUAUGCGUGGGCCGGCCAUGCAGAUAUAUGACCAACCGGGUCGACUCCGUGCAUAGCUCUGCUUUCAACCGAAUCAAAGAAAAUUGACUAAACAUUUUCAAAUAAAUUGAUGAAAAGCCCUAGAAUUUCUUCUAGAAUCAAACAGGGUCACUCAGCAUGAUUUGAUUAUGCUUCUAGCAAGGUCGCUACGAAGAGUGCCGUCAGCUGGUGGAAAAGGCACUGGAAAUCUUUCCGGGACAUGCGCAAUGCGUACGGAUGCUCAAAGCCCUGCGAGAGCUCUACACGUGUUUGUGAACUGGUAACUCGAGAGUACCACACUUCCGUCACUUCCAUUUACAAGUUCGGCCGCUUCCGCAGCAAACAUAAACUUGCCUCUGGACAAUAAAUAUUCAUGACUUUAUUCUUCUUCAUUAUUCCUUACAGUUGUCUGUUAUUUGGACAGGUUUCUACUCGAGGUUUUCAGAGUCAUAGACUUUUUUUUUUUCGAAAAAUCGAGAUUUCCUCUUAAGAUAAAUUCCUACAAGAAACCAUGGUCGUACUCGAAUUCCCGAAACUGCAUUUUGUGGUAUGCGGUCAAAAUUUUCCCUUUCCAAUUUUGCAACUGAGGACGACGUUGGCUCUACGAUGGCUUUGAGUGCCGAACUGUCGUAUGAGUGGAAUAGUCCAAGCUCUCUGCAUAACUUCUCGAAAACGUUGUUUGACGACGUUUCUGUCGGCAUCAACAUCGACAAUUUGUAGAAUUUAGACUUUGAAAAACUGUCAAAGGUAGUUUGAGAAUCGAUAUGAAGACGAAUCAAAUUGUGGGACGCCGGUCGUCUUCUUCAAAGGUCUUCAGUGCGCGGUCCUUCAGGUAGCUCAAUCAUUCAUUGGUCGACAUUUCUCUGAUUUUCGCAAUAAAAAAUCAGGCUUUUUGCUGGAAAAUUUCGAGUUUCACACAAUGAGAAGAGCAUUAAAAAACAAAAAAAAUCAGGCGCUCUCCAAAAUCAGGCUUUUGUACCUAUGGUUCCCUGUGAAAAUCUCAUGUACCAAGGUCGAUUUAAUAUUACCUUUGCCAGCAUUGCGCUGGACAAAAUCUAAAAAAAUUGUGAUUAUCGCUUCUUGAAAACGCUUUUUUCAAGAUGGCUGCACGUGCGAUGUCCGCACUUCGACCUCGCCGCCUAUCCGAAAGACGAGUUCCGUUGCAAGUUGCAGUUCACUUCUACGGCAGCCAACGCUUCGAUAAUGGCUUUGGUGCCGCAUCUUGUUGCUCCUAAAGAUCACUUCAUGGUUCAAUUUGAAUGUAAAAUUUCAUUUUCAAUAAAAAGCACUAGGGUAAUGCAGAGUGGCAAUUGGAGCUACACAGAGCUUUCGUACAAUGGAUCGUUAUCGACGGGGACAGCUUUGAACAGGUCGCUCCGCUGCACAAUCUUUCCUACAUCGAAUUUACAGGCUCUUUUCGAAUUUAAACUCAAGCGUAAGAUGGUCAAUAUCGUUGAAGUGAGCAUGAUUUGCAUGUUUCUCGUUAAUUCGCUCGCCAUUUAUAACCACUUUCCGAUUUUUCGAUUAGUACCCUCUUCUAAAGAACCCGUAAGUUAAUGAAUUUUUCACAAAAGUGUGUCUAAAUUCAGAACGCAAGAAUUGAACUAGCCAUCCAAACCACGAUCUUGAUGGUGACAGAAAUGAGUAGUCCGAAAAGUCGGCAAGGUUCCUCAAUUGGUAAAAUUAUUUUUCAAAUUUUUUUUUUCAAUUCUUAUUCAAUUCAAAUUUCGUAAAUAUGCAUAUGCUAGCCCAGAAAUUUGGACAGAGGACAAUUUCGAGAUAAAAAUUAAUGAGAAAGUUAAAGUUAAAGAUUCUUCUUAUCAUAUGAAGCUUCGUUUCUAGCCCGUUUCUGUUUAGGCAUAACUAAGAAAUAAUUACACUGGUCUUUAUCGCAAAGUGGAGCCUCGUAGCGAAAAAAUACUCCUUCUUCUCUCUCGUUGAAAAAUUAAUAAUAAAUUUUGUGCAAACUAGAAACCCUUUCGAUAAGUCAAAAUUUUAGAUUUUGUAGGAAGUGAAACGUAUUUUUUUUUUUUUGUAAGAAACAGACCAUAUUAAAGCGCAGCAAGAGCUCUCUUUCCUGAUCCUGACUAUUCUCACAAGCUUUCUUUGUCAGCUUCUCCCAUUUUUCGCCUAUCACUUCAGGUUACUCACUUGCAAUCGGUCAGAAAACAGAUGACCUUUCAGAUGCUGUCCAAUCGAAGCUCAUCCGAACGCAUCCGACGUCCCGUCGCCUCAUGAUAGACUGAGUUUGGACAGCGAAAGAGUGCGGUAAGUCCUUCAAACUUUAUAAUAUAAAUAAUUUCCCCUUUCUUCCAGUUACUCGGCAGCUCUGGACUCUGCUCGAAUUGACUCGAUGAAAAGCCCGCGGUCCACAGCUUUCGAUUCUUGCAUUGUAAUAUAGUCUAUUUCGCGCCAGCUUGUCACGUUUUUCUUCCCGCCAAAAAAACCGUAUACCAAAUUAGAUCAAAUGUCUGCUUUCAUAACGGCAAGAAACAAAGGUCUUGAAGCGAAAGUUGGUUAAAUUUGACCUGGCCUUUUGGCGGAAAGAAAAACGUGACAAGCUAGCGCGGAAUGACCUAUAGACAUUUCGGUGGACGUCUAAGUUACUUCUUUUUCAGGCCGAACUAAAGUUCACCUUGGCCAAUUUCAACGAACACCUCAACUCCAAAGCGAACUCUAAAUGGAGGAAGUAAUUUAUUAAAUUUUACUGAAACGUUGCAAAAAAUAAUCCGUUAUUAUUAUCACACCCCUUAUGCUGAUUUCAGGAAACUGUGGCGAAAAUCAUACAAACGGGCUGAAAGUAUCGCAUUUUUCGUCCUGCAAACGUUUAACGUUGUACUCUUCUUCACUUCAAUGAACAAAUAA
Molecule: messenger RNA, 5580 nt
Organism: Caenorhabditis auriculariae
Lineage: Eukaryota; Metazoa; Nematoda; Chromadorea; Rhabditida; Rhabditidae
Source: the annotation of a GenBank genome assembly